AUGGAUCUCCUCCAGCUGCUCGUCUGUCUCUCCCUCGCUCUCGCCGCCCAUGUCCACGCCGCCGGGCCUGCGCUCGGCGAACUCGACCAGAUCUACUUCGGCGUCUGGGUCGACCCCGACCUCGGCUUCCAGGACACCCCCACGCUCUUCAACAGCCGGCUCCAGCGGAAUGCCUCCGUCUUCCACAUCGCCCAGCGCAUGCCCCUGCUGCCCUACAACUACACCACCGGCGUCGGGGGGCCCGCGCCCGAGUAUCUCAUCGAAAACACCGCCACCGACGCCGCCGUCUUCCUCACCGUCUACCCCGCCGCACUCAACACGAUCUCCGACGCCGACUACACCAUCCUCGGAACUCAACUACUGGCCUACACCAAGGACUUUAACCGAACAGUCUUCCUGAGAUGGGCACCCGAAAUGCAGGGUCGAUGGAACGAAUAUGGGCAGCAGCCGGUGGCCUUCGUCCAGGCAUGGCAGGCGAUGUACAAGGCCGUCAAGGCGAUCGCCCCGGAGACGAUCGUCGUCUGGGCACCCAACUUGGGGCACGACUACCCCUACGGCCAGACCGCCAACAUCGACCCCACCGACAUGGCCGUCCUCGACACCAACCAGAACGGCAGGCUGGACAAGGGCGACGACCCGUACACGCCCUACUACCCCGGCGACGACUACGUCGAUUGGAUCGAUUUCAAACAAUUCUCACGGAACAUCAAUGCUGCCCAACCGGCCGGAUUCUGUGCGGACAUCCUGACGGGGAUCGAGACCCAGACACGGGCGAACACGGGCUUCGACUGGUACAACCAGUUCUGUGCCUCGAAGCCGACGAAGGCCUGUCUGAUUGCCGAGUCCGGCGCGGCCUACCACCCGGACGUGCCCGGCGGGGCGAGCGAGCUGGCCAUCAAGCAGGCCUGGUGGCAGGACUGCAUCACCAACACCACCUUCCUCCAGGCUUACCCCCGCAUCAAGCUCCACAUGCACUUCGAGUUCCAGAAGGUCGAGGCGGAUAUCGGGCCGCCCGAUGUCCGUGACUACCGACUCACGAACACCACCGAGAUCCUGACGGCCUUCCAGACCGACCUGAACACCGUCCAGAACAACUAUCUCUGGGCCCAAUACCGCCCGAUCACCCGGCCGAUCCAAGUCAACGGUCCCGGCGUCUCUGCGCCGGCCACCUCGAGCUUCUCCGUGCCCACCCUGGUCCUCCAGACGGCCCGGAACCCGCACGUGUCCGGGCUGCCCACGCUCUUCGGUGUCAAGCGCCACAGCGGCGUCGACAAGCGCCGCACCGCCCUCGCCAGGGCCCUCUGCGUCGUCGCCGCCUCCAGCCUCGUCCUCGUCUCCGGCUGGCUCGGCCACUCGCGCAAAAACGCCAUCCGCCGGAGACGCCCCGUCCCUCAAUGA
This is a messenger RNA of Puccinia triticina, 1398 nucleotides long. RefSeq lists its product as uncharacterized. The coding region runs from base 1 to 1398 and encodes 465 amino acids. Gene Ontology annotation, biological process: substituted mannan metabolic process. The record is from RefSeq and is a predicted model, not a curated record. Gene Ontology annotation, molecular function: mannan endo-1,4-beta-mannosidase activity. NCBI's taxonomy places the organism in Eukaryota, Fungi, Basidiomycota, Pucciniomycetes, Pucciniales, Pucciniaceae. The transcript is spliced from 5 exons.